AUGCCAUCACCAUCAUCAAAUCCCAACACGACAACAGCAACAACCAGUAGUAAUGAUAAGAAACGUCGAUCAUGGAAGGCACCUUCAUCCUCCAAUGGUGAUGAUGAAUUUAAAAUUAAAUUAGUUGGUUCCGAUAAUCAAAUCAUUGUACACAAUAGUAGUGGUACUGCUGCUGCUGCUGCUAAUACUAGUACGAGUUUGCAAAAUAGUAAUGAGGGAGAUGUACCCUCUUCAUCGAGUGCUCUAUUGAUGAGAAUGGGAAGAAAUUCAUCGGGUGGUGAUUUAAACAACGAAUGCUUGGAACAACAACAACAUGAAAGUGUAGCACAACCAAAUGAAGUGCUCAUUACAGUGAGUUCUCCAUCUCCAAAAUCACCAUUGACAGCCACUUCACCAUUUCCGAAUAAGUUAUUAUCAACUAGUCCUAAAUUAUCAACAAGUAGUGGAAUUGAAUCGAGAAUAACAAUGCCAAUUGAACAAAUUAAAACCAAAGUAAGUCUCUCCAAGAAAUACGAAACUGUGGAGAAGGCUGUUGAAGGAGGAGAAUCAAUAAUCAAAGUAAUGUUAAUGAAUGGAGAGAAAGUCGCAAGUGGAUUGUGUAAAAAAUUUGUAUUUGUGGAGGUGGCAUCUGGGUUGGAUUCUAAUAGAAAGGUCUAUAGUUCAUUAUCGGAAACGAGUGUAGAAUAUGAUAAUAUAAUUUGGAAUGAAGAAUUAUUCAUUUCAGUGACAGCCCAAGAAUCAAUAACUGUCAAUUUACGAACAAGUGAUGAUUCAAUUGAACAUAGUGGUAGGUAUUUGUGUGAAAUUUAA
Messenger RNA from Naegleria gruberi, 810 nucleotides. RefSeq lists its product as uncharacterized. The record is from RefSeq and is a predicted model, not a curated record. The coding region runs from base 1 to 810 and encodes 269 amino acids. Lineage: Eukaryota; Heterolobosea; Eutetramitea; Acrasida; Naegleriidae. The transcript has a single exon.